Dimorphilus gyrociliatus is the source of this 2524-nucleotide messenger RNA. The record is from the annotation of a GenBank genome assembly. NCBI's taxonomy places the organism in Eukaryota, Metazoa, Annelida, Polychaeta, Dinophilidae.
AAUACCUUUAUACCACGUAGGAGAAUCGUCACGCUGCACGAGAAUGAUCAUUAGCCGCAUUGAAUUUUAGCAUUUUUUUUGAUUUCAUCGCCCCAAAGUAAAAGUUAAAUAUGCAAUUUAGACUUGGCGGAGGAGUUUUUAAGAUUAAACAUCCACAAACUAUUGUCUUAGUGAUCGUUUUGACUGUUUUAACAGUUUUCAUGGUCUUUAGCUUUCAUGAUCGAAUUGACUUGCCUACAUACGAUGAUUUACAACUUGAAAAGAGGCAGAUGUUAAAGAAUAAAAAUUUAAAUGAAAAGGAUGUAUAUAUGGAUUUUGAUGCAGAUGGAGCCGGAGACGAUAAAGAACUUUUACUUGAUUAUCCAUUUCGAAAGAAAAAUGAUAAUAAGCCACCUAUCGAAGGAAAUAAGGAAUCUGUAAAUGAAGGAACUAUGCCAAAAAAUAAAAAUACUUUAAAUACUGAUAUUAAAGAAGAAGACACAUUUCCUAAACAACAAGAGAAAAGUAAUAUAGAGUAUUCCCAACCUGCUAUGAAGCCAGCUUAUAAGGAUAGACAUAAGAUUAGAAGAAAAUUACAAGAAAUUCUUACAUAUGCAGCUCCGCUUAGACCAAAUGAUGAACACUAUAAUAUAAAUGUUACAUUGAGUGAUAGAACAUCUAUGGAUAGACAAAUUAGGGAUACCAGGCCAGAAGUCUGUAAAACUAAACAGUAUGAUGCUAAGACCCUUCCAACUGUUGCUGUUAUCAUACCAUUUUUCAACGAAGCAUUGUCAAUGCUUAUUCGUACUGUCCAUUCAAUUUUAAACAGGUCACCUGAUAUGCUACUUGACGAGAUUAUUCUUGUUGACGAUAAAAGCACGGAAAUAUGGCUUCAAAAGCCAUUAACCGAGUACAUGAAAUUGUUACCUAAAGUAAGAGUUAUUCGUAACACAAAACGAAUGGGUCUAAUAAGAAGUAGGAUGGUUGGUCACAGAGCAGCUUUAGCUGACGUUUCAAUAUUUUUGGAUGCUCAUUGCGAGGCUAACGAAGGUUGGCUCGAACCAAUGUUAGCUUACCUGCAAAAAUAUCCGAAAGCUGUCGUUCAACCUUACGUUGAUGGUAUUGAUACUGGUACAAUUGAAUACUUGCCGGCUACAGAACACCUUCACGUUGGUGCAUUCAACUGGGAACUUAGGUAUACAUGGUUGAAAGUACCAGAUCAUAAGACUAUAUUUCACCUAAAUACGGGAGAAGCUAUAGAUAGUCCAACAUUAGUCGGUUGUGCAAUAGCAGUAACAAGAUCGUUCUUUGAUGAAAUUGGCGGAUUUGACGAAGGUCUUGAAAUAUGGGGUGGAGAAAAUUUGGAGUUGGGCUUUAGGGCUUGGCAAUGCGGAGGGACAGUUGUAACUCUUUUAUGCUCCAGAGUCGGUCAUGUGUUCAAGAAUUUUCCAUACAAAUUUGAUGGAAAUAGAGAACAGGUUGUAACAAAAAAUCUCAUGAGAGUUGCUGAUGUUUGGAUGGAUGGUUAUAAGAAAUUCUUUUAUGCAUCUACUUUCAUUUAUGAGAUUAAAAAUACAACUUUCAAUAUGGCAGAGCUACAAUCAAUUGAAAGGUGGAAAGAGCAUAGAAAGCAUUUGAAAUGCAAAAACUUUGAAUGGUAUAUGCAUAACAUUGUUCCAGAAAUGGAGACGCCGCCAAGAGAUGCUCAUUUCUACGGCGAAAUAAUGAAUGUAAGAUCCAAAGCUUGUUUUGAGCUAUACAACGACUAUUAUAUUGGUAUGAAUUAUAUUUGCUACGAGCAUAAGGUUAUCCCAUACAAUUUCUUCUCAAUAUCUAACGCCGGAUUAUUAAGAUGGAAAGAUAAAUGUAUAAAAGUUCUCUUCCCAAGUCCUGCUCUUAGAUUAGUUGACUGCCCUCCAAUAGACGCAAAUACCUCAGCUUUAUACGAUUUUGGAAUUUUUAAAGUAAAACUUAUAGGUAAUACAUUAUAUUUAUUCGCCAACUACACUUCAAAUAAUCCACGUUAAAUCUAUUUAUCUUACUAUUAAGGUCAUACCUGGGGUCAGCUUCGAUAUUAUGUUAGAAAUCCGAGCACUAAGAAUAUAGAUAAAUACUGUGUUGUUCAAGUUACAAAUGUCUUACCCGAACAUGAAAAAGAGCAGAUGCCACAGAUAGGAGGGUGUAGAGAAAACGAUAAUUUCCAAGUAUGGUCUUUUACUCAUCGUUUUGACUUUAAUCUUUAUGCUAAUACCGAUUUUGCAACGAAUAUGACAUAUAAACAUAAGCAAUAACAAGUGAAAAUUUCUCUAGGAAAUAGGGAAAUCUGGAAGUAAUAAAAAAAGUUAAACAAAGGAUGGAUAUAUUAGAAUGAUAUACAGUAUAUAUAAAUUUAUAUAUAUAUAUAUAUAUACAGUAUAUUAAUAUAUACUGUAUAAUUACUGUUCGUUUUCUGUUUAAAAUAUUGUAAUUAGCAGUAAAUUGAUACAAAUAUAUUUUGAAGUAUCUAAGAGAAAUGUUGUGAAAAAUAUAAAUAAUUCAUGAUUUA